GAUGAUGAUGAUGAUGAUGAUGAUGAUUAUGAUGAUUCGGAUGAUGAUGAUGAUGAUGGUGAUGAUGAUGAUUGGGAUGAUGAUGAUGAUGAUGGUGAAGGUGAUGUUGAUGAUGAUAACGUUGAUGACAAUGAUGAUGAUGACGAUGUUGAUUCGGAUGAUGAUGAAGAUGAUGAUGAUCAUGAUAUUGAUGAUGAUGAUGAUGAUGUUGGUGCUGAUGUUGAUGAUUCGGAUGAUGAUGAUGAUGUUGAUGGUGAUGAUGGUUAUUCGGAUUAUGCUGACUCGGAAGAUGAUGAUGACGAAGAUGAUGAUGACGUUGAUAUUGAUGAAGAUGAAGAUUCGGCUGAUCACGAUUCGGAUGAUGAAGAUCAAGGUUAAAAUGACUCGGAUGAUUACGAUAAUGAUGAUGAUUAUGAUGAUGAUGUUGCAUUAUGAUGAUGUUUCGGACGAUGAUGAUGAUGAUGAUGAUGAUGAGGAUGUAGAUGAUGUUGAUGAUGAUGAUGUUGAAUCGGAUGAUGAUGAUGAUGAUGAUGAUUAUGAUGAUGAUUCUGAUGAUGACGAUGAUGAUGAUGACGAUGAUGUUCUUGAUGUUGAUGAAUGGGAUGCUGACUUUCGGAUGAUGAUGAUGAUGAUGAUGAUGAUGAUGAUGAUGAUGAUGAUGAUGAUGAUGAAUCUGAUGAUGAUGAUGAUGAUGAUGAUGAUGAUGAUGAUGAUGAUGAUGAUGAUGAUGAUCAUGAUGAUGAUGAUGAUGAUGAUGAUGAUGAUGAUGAUGAUGAUGAUGAUGAUGAUGAGACAUGAUGAUGAUGAUGAUGAUGAUGAUGAUGAUGAUGAUGAUGAUGAUGAUGAUGAUAAUGUGAUGAUGAUGAUGAUGAUGAUGAUGAUGAUGAUGAUGAUGAUGAUGAUAAUGAAGAUGAUUUGA
Echinostoma caproni is the source of this 919-nucleotide messenger RNA. NCBI's taxonomy places the organism in Eukaryota, Metazoa, Platyhelminthes, Trematoda, Plagiorchiida, Echinostomatidae. The record is from the annotation of a GenBank genome assembly.